UGCUGCCUGAUCAUAGCUGGGUCAGUUACGAGAGUCUCCAUGGAUCCAGUCCUGGUUUUGGUGCUCAGUCUGUCCUGUCUGCUUCUCCUCUCACUCUGGAAACAGAGCUCUGGGAGAGGGAAGCUCCCUCCAGGCCCCACUCCUCUCCCAAUUAUUGGCAAUUUCUUCCAGAUAGAUGUGAAGUAUAUUCAACAAUCCUUAACCAAUUUAUCAAAAGUCUAUGGCCCUGUGUUCACACUGUAUAUGGGCAUGAAGCCCACUGUGGUGUUGCAUGGCUAUGAGGCAGUGAAAGAAGCUCUGGCUGACCAUGGGGAGGAGUUUUCUGGAAGAGGAAGGCUUCCAAUUUUUGACAAAGUUGUUAAGGGCCUGGGUGUUGUUUUUAGCAGCGGAAAUAUAUGGAAAGAUACAAGGCGCUUCUCACUCAUGACCCUGAGGAAUUUGGGCAUGGGGAAAAGGAGCAUUGAGGACCGCGUUCAAGAGGAGGCACAGUGCCUUGUGGAGGAACUGAGAAAAACCAAAGGCUCACCCUGUGACCCCACCUUCAUCCUGGGCUGUGCUCCCUGCAAUGUCAUCUGCUCCAUUAUUUUCCAGAAUCGUUUUGAUUAUAAAGAUCAGGAUUUUCUUAACUUGAUGGAAAAACUGAGUGAGAACACCAAGAUUCUGAGCUCCCCCUGGUUGCAGGUUUGCAAUACAUUCCCCGUUCUGCUUGACUUUUGUCCAGGAAGUCAUAAAAAAAUUUUUAAAAAUUAUGCUUAUAUUAAAAGUUACUUUUUGGAGAAAAUAAAAGAACAUCAAGAAUCAUUGGAUGUUACAAAUCCUCGGGACUUUAUUGAUUAUUUCCUUAUUAAACGAAGGCAGGUAAAGAGUUAAUAUACAUUUAUGCAAUU
Psammomys obesus (fat sand rat) is the source of this 887-nucleotide messenger RNA. RefSeq names its product cytochrome P450 2C37-like. Gene Ontology annotation, molecular function: heme binding; iron ion binding; oxidoreductase activity, acting on paired donors, with incorporation or reduction of molecular oxygen, reduced flavin or flavoprotein as one donor, and incorporation of one atom of oxygen. Gene Ontology annotation, biological process: xenobiotic metabolic process. The record is from RefSeq and is a predicted model, not a curated record. Lineage: Eukaryota; Metazoa; Chordata; Mammalia; Rodentia; Muridae. Bases 40 to 870 code for a protein of 276 amino acids. The transcript has 5 exons. Gene Ontology annotation, cellular component: intracellular membrane-bounded organelle; cytoplasm.